ACUGUCAAAAUCACAACAUGAAACACAAAAUAAUAUGUGCGAUUGUUGAAUAGAACUUUCAAAUUAAUUUUAAGUUUGUAUUUAUAUCAAAAUAAUGUUUUUUUAGUUCAAAAAAAGAUAUGAUAGUUAGUUAGAAAUAUUUUCUUGUGCCUAACGUCGAUGCAAAAUGCCUAAAAUUAUCGAGUUAACAGUAGAAAUAGAUAUUGAAAGAGUAUCAUGUCCCGGAGUAUGGCUGUGUCAAGACGGCCGUGUGUCUCUCACAAUAUUUGCGUUGGGCACAAGUUACCAAACCUGCCUGUUACCCCCACUUUUUCCGCUGAUGUUCAAAGAUAUAUUUUAUUUCCGCAAGCGUUUCCAAGAAACAUGUGCUUUAAAUAAUAUAUGCUGUCUUUUGAAAGAAGAAACCAUAUACUGUGAACUAGUGCAGUGGUGUGAUGAUUGCGGUGUAACCGACUGUAAGGUCCUGGCGCAGUACUUGGGAGCCCUAAAUGAUGUCCUGUUCCCUCCAAACAUGUGCUCCAAUGAUGGAGUGGAUCUGCUCAUGAGGAGAUCCAAGGAUUUUCCUGGCAUACUUUCUCCGAAGAUAGAGAUAACAACAAAAGUGCGGAUAGACGAAAUCUGGGAUCAGGCAGCAAAAAUAAAUAAUAUCAAAGCUAUCCCGUGUUCGUGCAUUCCACGUGAACUGGAGGCGACCAGACAGAAGCAAGUCUGUCAUUCGGCACAGUACCACCGGUCAAAGUGUUAUUCGGGCAGAAGAGACCCGUGUGUAACGCGGUCGCUGUCUCGCUCGCGCUCCUGCUCGCGAUCAUGUUGCAGCUUCACGCAGGCGCCGGACCCGUGCGCUUGCCCCAACCCAUUGCCGCGUGCACCUCGUUGCCGCUCCCCGCGUCGCUCGCCCAAAAACCGUUGCGGGCGUUCUAGAAGCCGUCAGUUUUGCGUGUACAAUGUGCAGACUGAGAAUGCGUGGCGAAGCGCCGCUUCCACUCCAUUCCCCAGCGAGACCAGCGAUCUCGAUGACGAAUUGAUAAGAUCGAGCACCGAAACUGACAAACCCGACCAGCGUACGUCAGAUCCACAGAAGGUGAUUCUAGAGAGUCGUUACAUUGACGUGGACAAAUUCCACGAACACAACACCAAGCGCCCUAAAUAUUUUCAGAGCCAACUGAUGCCAUGCGUGUGUGAAAUAUGCAAGAGAUACCACGAAUUGUUCCACACUGACGUCCCCAGCUAACAAAGUGUAUGUAUGAAUUUAUUUUUGAGUACAUAUUGUUGACAACAAAUUCAACUUUGCGAUAAUAAUGUACAGUCAACAGCACGUCAAGUUACCCUGCAUGAACCUCUAUGGCGCGGUAAUAGCGGCGAGUUUGCAAUGAAUUUGGAUAGGUUGAUGUGCUGUUGACUGUACUUAUGAAAAAGUCGCGAUACAUUUGUAACUAGUUACAGUAUUUAUUGUACGUGUUGUAACGACUUAUUGCAAAGUGAAAUUUAAUGAUUUAUCUUUCCUUAGUGCUACAGAUGUAAAAUUGUAAAAAGCUGUGCUAUGAUCGAUUAUAUAUAUUUUGAUAAAUUUAUCUCUCGUCUAUUUUCAAUAAUUUUAAUAUUAACUUUUAUAAAGGAAACAAACGACAAAGUAGCAAUAAAUAUACGUUAAUUGUUUAUACCUCAUUUUGAUAAAUGUACUAUUUUCGGUAUUUGUAUAAAUAUUUCAGUGAAACAUGAAUAUUUAAAUUAGGUAUUAGUGUUAAUUUGGUCAAUAAUAACUAAAGUUAAUUGUUGGCUAAAAAGUCAUGUUAUAGUCAAGUAAAUCAUGUUUCCCCAGAGUUAAUUACGUGCACAAGUUAAAAUAUUAGCCACUACUAGACAAAUGUCACGUUUUCUUAUUACAUUAAAUAUUUUCUAUAUUUAUGUUAUACAAACUAUGCAAUGUAUAGAAAAUAGAUAUAUUUUUGUUACAUAUGAAAUGUAUUGUGUUCAAAUUUAAUUUAUUAUAUUUAUUGCAAUUAAUUUAAGUGUAUUUGAAAUGUUUGUUAUACAGUUUUCUUAUACUAAAAUAAAACCACCACGAUAAUACAA
This is a messenger RNA of Plodia interpunctella (Indianmeal moth), 2073 nucleotides long. RefSeq lists its product as uncharacterized. Lineage: Eukaryota; Metazoa; Arthropoda; Insecta; Lepidoptera; Pyralidae. The coding region runs from base 167 to 1231 and encodes 354 amino acids. The transcript is spliced from 7 exons. Gene Ontology annotation, biological process: spermatogenesis. Gene Ontology annotation, molecular function: myosin light chain binding. The record is from RefSeq and is a predicted model, not a curated record.